AUGGAAACUGCUGUUGAACUUGCACCGGAAGCCUAUCCGUGCCGCUGGGAUGAUUGCGCUAAAUUGUACACUGAUCCCGAACUGCUCUACCUUCACUUGACAACAGAUCAUGUUGGUCGCAAAGCAACUCGAAAUCUCUGUUUGAAAUGCCACUGGGCAGACUGCUCAGUAGAGACGGUCAAACGAGAUCAUAUCACUAGCCAUUUGAGGGUACACAUUCCGCUAAAACCUCACCACUGCAUGUACUGUAACAAAACCUUCAAACGGCCACAGGAUUUGAAGAAGCAUGAAAAAACUCAUACGGAGGAAGAAAUACAACAAGCUUUGGCGACACAGCACUAUCUUCAGCCAUCGCCUACCGGUUUACAGCCAUUAACUCCACCCCGCUACCCACAGUCUGACAAGUCUCUGACUCCUAACCAUAUUAAUCAGCAUUCACCAUCGGGCUAUCCAAUAUCACCACCUCAAAGUACUUAUUCUGAAGGUAUGCCGAUAAAGAAAUAG
Molecule: messenger RNA, 504 nt
Organism: Umbelopsis ramanniana AG
Lineage: Eukaryota; Fungi; Mucoromycota; Umbelopsidomycetes; Umbelopsidales; Umbelopsidaceae
Exons: 2
Coding region: 1-504 (167 amino acids)
Biological process (GO): positive regulation of transcription by RNA polymerase II
Cellular component (GO): nucleus
Source: RefSeq, a predicted model, not a curated record